This is a messenger RNA of Tetranychus urticae (two-spotted spider mite), 2225 nucleotides long. RefSeq names its product ornithine decarboxylase. Gene Ontology annotation, cellular component: cytoplasm. NCBI's taxonomy places the organism in Eukaryota, Metazoa, Arthropoda, Arachnida, Trombidiformes, Tetranychidae. Gene Ontology annotation, molecular function: ornithine decarboxylase activity. The record is from RefSeq and is a predicted model, not a curated record.
CUCUUCUCCUUUACUCUUUGCCUUCUUCUCUCUUUGAGUUUAGUUUAACUUUGGUUUCUCCUCUAACAACAUCUCUAAUGCUUAUUUUACCAGUGCUCAAAAUUUAAUUGUUAAAUUAACUCUAGUCUUGUUUUAAUUAGAUAGAACCAAGAAUAAGCUCACAACGGGUUAACCCGUUGUGAAAUUUUACGAAGUUAAUUUGCUUUUACCGCCUCUUGUGUCUUCGUUCGCAUUCUUCAUUCUCCAUCUUGUUUUUUACUUGUUUUUUCACUCAUUUCAGAGCCUUUUAGUUAUAUUUUCAAAUUGUUUGCUUAAAUUUAAUUUUGUUCCCAAUUUCAACGAAAAUUUCUGUAUUGAUUACUUCUGAAUUUCAUUAGGGUUAAUCCUCUGGCUCCUGGGCUUCUUGAACAUUGGUUUCCUUGGUCUCCAAGUGUCAUCCAAUCAAGGAAAUAUUUGAAGAGACAAUCUGAUCAAGAGUCUAUUACUGACCUCGGAUCUAGCCAUCUCUAUUCAAUUUUAUCAACUCGUUUGGUGUUAUUCGAUUUAUUUUUUUCCCUAUUAUUCCGAGAUUUUGGUUACUAUUGCUAACUAAAGACCGUCAAAAUGAGUAUUAUUGAGAAUAUUGAUUGUUUUGUUGCUCUUGAUGAUUGUUCGCCAACCGUUCAAGAAUACAUCGGCCAGUCCACCCAAGUCCCAGGCCAGGAGGAUGCCUUUUAUGUCGUCGAUAUUGACGACAUACUCAAUAAACAUCGAAACUGGAUUCAAAGCCUACCACGAGUGCGACCUUAUUACGCUGUUAAAUGCAAUAGUAGUCGAGUUAUCCUUGAAAUCCUGAUGGGUUUGGGUAUCGGCUUCGAUUGCGCCAGCAAAGGUGAAAUUCAAGAAUUGAUAUCAUUGGGUGCCCUUCCUAAAGACAUUAUUUAUGCCAAUCCCUGCAAGCCAAAAUCCCAUAUUGAAUAUGCAGCUAAAACUGGUGUCAAGCUGAUGACUUUUGAUAAUACUGAAGAGCUCUACAAAGUAGCCCGCUACAUGCCUGAUGCGCAACUUGUUCUUCGAAUCCGAGUUCCCGAUGAGCAUGCUGUUUGUGUUCUUGGUACAAAAUAUGGCGCUGAAAUGGAUGACGUCACUAAUUUACUUACUUUAGCCAAAAAGUUGAACCUUAAUGUGACUGGAGUCAGCUUCCAUGUUGGUAGUGGUUGUACCAGUGCUGAAGCUUACAGUAUUGCUCUUCAAAAUGCUCGCUUUGUAUUUGAUGUGGCCAUAGAAUUGGGAUUCCAGAUGAACCUUCUGGACAUUGGGGGAGGUUUUCCUGGAUCUUCUGAUUCACCGAUCACUUUUGAUGAGGUGGCAAAAGUGAUCAAUGCCAACUUAGAUCUUUACUUCCCGACUGAUCAAGAUAUUUCCAUCAUCGCCGAACCAGGCCGAUACUAUGUUGCUUCAGCUUUCACCCUGGCAUGCAAUAUCGUUGCCAAAAAAGUAAUAAAAAACUCUGAUGGAUCUCCUAACGCCAUGUACUAUCUCAAUGAUGGUGUAUAUGGUUCUUUUAAUUGUACUAUUUUUGAUCAUUAUGAAACUAAGCCAACGACCCUUGACGCAUACCGCUCUGGAACUGAUGAACAAGGAUUGCUUUCCACUGAUCAAACUCAAUUUCAAACUACAAUCUGGGGACCAACCUGUGACAGUAUGGACUGCAUCAAAAAAGAUUUCUACUUCCCUGAAAUGCAAGUCGGAGAAUGGAUCAUUUUCCCAGACAUGGGAGCCUAUACCAUUUGUGCAGCAUCCAAUUUCAAUGGUUUCAAAACUCCUAGCCUUAAAUUUUACGUUAAAAGCUAUGGGUUCGAGUUGAUCUCUCAGUUUUACAAUUGGGCCAAGAUUGCUAACAAGUUAAACAUUCGACCAAGUGGAAUCAAUUUGAAUGCCAAAAACUUUCGAGGUGGCUCCCUACCAUUGAACAUGAUUGAGGUCAAUUGAAUACUUAGUGACUUUACAAAAAGACUCAAAAUGUGGCCUAAUGAAAUUGUAGUUUUUUAUAUUAGAAGCUGCCCAUUAUGUGAUUAUUUUUUACUUUUAAUUGCUCAAAACUUUUACUUAUUGGGAUACUUAUACUUUUCAAGGGUCUUUUACAAACAUUUUCUUUCCAAGCGAAGACUUUACUUUGUAUCAAUUUUAAAACAAUUUGCCAGAGUUCUUUUUGUGAUAUGUGAUAAUAAAAAUUCAAAAAAUUC